Messenger RNA from Polypterus senegalus (gray bichir), 3668 nucleotides. RefSeq names its product lysine methyltransferase 5B (gene kmt5b). The transcript is spliced from 11 exons. Bases 287 to 2842 code for a protein of 851 amino acids. The record is from RefSeq and is a predicted model, not a curated record. Gene Ontology annotation, molecular function: protein binding; histone H4K20 methyltransferase activity. Lineage: Eukaryota; Metazoa; Chordata; Cladistia; Polypteriformes; Polypteridae. Gene Ontology annotation, cellular component: nucleus.
AGCUCGGCUUCGCGCACAAAGGGCGCCGGCUCGUGUCUCGCACGGAGGUUUGCUCCUUUCUCAGGUGUCCGUCGAGCCCGCGGGUUCCGCCGCCGGCACUUUUUCGGGGUGAUGCGUGGCCGGCUUGCGGACGCUAUUUGGGCGAGAUUUCAUGGCCGUUCCGAGCCAGUAGGACGGAGCAUCCGAACCUCGAGAGAAAGGUUAAAGGCCUGGGUUUAUUGAUCCCACUCUAUUGUACACCUUCCAGAAGGAGACUAAAUGCAACAAGCUCAGGCUCACUGUUGGCAUGAAGUGGUUGGGAGAAUCCAAGAACAUGGUAGUAAAUGGCAGGAGACCUGGAAGCAGGUUUUCCAGUGAGCAUAAUCAAAACCAGUCAAGGUUUACAGGCUCACAGAGGACACCUGUAAAGCACAGCAAAAAUUCUCCAAGCAGCAGGAGAUGUAGUAAACGUUUUGGCAGUACAGGCCUUGAAGCAGAAAGGCGAUAUGUACCUUCUUCUGGAAUGACUGCCAAAGAGCUCUGUGAAAAUGAUGAUCUGGCAACCAGUUUGAUUCUUGAUCCUUAUUUAGGUUUUCAGACCCAUAAAAUGAACACCAGGUUUCGUCCCAUUAAAGGAAGACAAGAAGAACUGAAGGAAGUCAUAGAAUAUUUUAAGAAGCAUGACAGCUUAGAGAAAGCUUUUGAUGCACUAACGUCUGGAGACUGGGCUCGACACUAUUUCCUCAAUAAAACCAAGAUCCAGGAAAAACUGUUCAAAGAGCAUGUGUUCAUUUAUUUACGAAUGUUUGCCACUGACAGUGGAUUUGAAAUUCUGCCCUGCAAUCGAUAUUCAUCAGAAAGCAAUGGAGCAAAAAUUGUUGCAACAAAAGAAUGGAAGAGGAAUGACAAGAUUGAGUUUUUGGUGGGCUGUAUCGCAGAGCUUUCCGAAAGUGAAGAAAACAUGCUACUUCGGCAUGGUGAAAAUGAUUUCAGUGUGAUGUAUUCCACAAGGAAGAACUGUGCUCAGCUGUGGCUUGGACCUGCUGCAUUCAUUAACCAUGACUGCAGGCCAAACUGUAAGUUUGUUUCCACUGGUCGAGACACCGCCUGUGUGAAGGUUCUAAGGGAUAUUGAACCUGGGGAAGAAAUUUCAUGUUACUAUGGGGAUGGCUUCUUUGGGGAGAACAAUGAAUUCUGUGAGUGCUACACUUGUGAAAGACGUGGCACAGGUGCUUUUAAAUCUAAAGCUGGACUCCCAGUACCUGCUCCCUUAAUAAAUAGCAAAUACGGUCUGAGAGAAACAGACAAACGCUUGAACAGACUUAAGAAGCUGGGAGAAAGCAGUAAGAACUCGGACAACCAGUCAGUCACAUCCCACACUGAUGCAGAUAACACUCAGGAAAAAUCCAAUGCACAUUCAUCUGCAAAAAAGAAGUCUUUAGUGAGCAUGAAGAAGUUCAGCAAAAGCAGAACGAGGCAGUCUAUAUCAAGGACCUCCAGUUCUACCUCAUCUUCUAAACAAAGUCAUAUAAAUAAUUCCAGGGUACCAAAGAGAUUAAAAUCCAAGCCUACAAAGCCUUUGCUGUCAAAACUUCGGUUAAGAAGUCAAAGUCGCAGACCAGAGCCGAAAACAUCUUCCAGAAAACUUGAUGUGGAGAGUUUGGUUCUUAAGGAGCCUAAAGUUGUUCUUUUCAAAGUCAAAAAAGACAGAGAGGGAUCGGGACCAGGCAGGAUGGAAAGUUCAAGCGGGUGCUUGACGAGGCAUGCUGCAAAAGAAAAUAAACCCAACUCUGUGAAAGGUGCUACUGUGUAUGAUGGAACUUUAUCUUGCACUUACAGUACUAGGAGGUCUUCAAGAACUAGAGUUACUCCCAGGACCUCCCACACAAAGCUUGAGCCAAAUAACUUAGACCGUCUUAAUGACCAUGAUUUGAUAGUCAAGAAUGAGGAACCUUUGAACUUUGAAGAGCACAUGUGCAGGGUGCAAGAAAUGAACCUGCAUAACUCUUUGCCUCAGCUGGAGAACUGCCAGGGAAAUGGAGUCUGUUUACGGAGGAGGAGACUGCAACGGAUAAAAACUGAAAGAUCUGUUCAACAGGAUAAGGGUACUUGUCCCGAGAAGUGUAUUCCGGAGACAGUGCCUGACUUAAUUAGCCCACCAUGUGCAAGUGACAUCAACAGCUGUGGGAAAAUGCUGUUGAAUCUGCCCAGUAGGCAUCAGGAUUGUAAUGGGGCCCCCAAUGGUGGAACAAUAAUCACUGUUGACAAAAAUAAGGAGGGAUACCGGACAAUUGGCAAAGGGAAGAAGAAACGAAGAAUCACACGCUACGAUGCACAGUUAAUUCUUGAAAACAGCUCUGGUAUUCCUAAGCUGACUUUACGAAGGCGCCGCGAUAGUAGCAGCAGCAAAACCAACGACCCAGAAGCCGACGUGGUCAAAUCUUCAAAAAUUAGCAUCAAAUUUAGUAAGGAUCAUGAAAAAGACAAAAGCAGUUCAUAUGUAGCAAAAAUUAACAAUGGUUUUAACACUGGAGCCAGCAGCAACCCGACCAAAUUUAAAAUCCAUUUAAAACGAGAGGAGGACGAGAGACGAGGCUCUCAGCUCCAUGCUGAGGAGGUUGCCGAAAUCGGCGUGUCCUUGGACAAGCGAGGGGAAAAGUUUGACCAUGCAGGCCAUGGAGAGGCAAAUGCAGGGGACAAUUUUUCCUCAGCAGAGGACGAGGACGAAGAUGAGGAAUUUGACGAUGACUUCAUUCCCCUUCCUCCAGCAAAACGUCUGAGACUCAUUGUUGGGAAAGAUUCUAUAGAUAUUGACAUUUCCUCUCGACGGAGAGAAGAUCAGUCUUUGAGACUAAAUGCUUAAGACCUAACGCUCUUUAUAAUUUGUGUACAUAAAAGAGAAUUCUCCAAUCAGCUGUUUGUUGAUAAGAAUUGAAAAGAAAAUCAACAAAAAGACUUUCCUGUAAAUUUUAGUGAUGGCACUUGUUUAUUCAUUAUCAACAUAAAUAUUGUAGAAAGUGUACAGUAUAUUAACUCUUCCUAUGUCUGAUCUGUGCAGAUUUUUAUUGUACUUUUUAAUAGCCUUAUUAUGUGCAAUUCUCAAUUCUUUCGGGAGCCCUGGCUCUGUUGUAGAAUAAAGGCUAAAACAGAAAUAUCCAGUAAUCCAUUUCUAGUUAAAACAGUGGAGACCCAAGGAUGUUGUGACCCCAGAACAUGAGAACUGACCACAAGGCCUCAGUUUCUUGUUACAGCGGCAAGUGCAGUUUACUUAUUCUUUUGUUUUAUUUAAUUUUUUUAUUUUUUAACACGUGCUCAUAUCACCAGCAACAGACUGCAGCUCCGCUUUCAGCUACUUGGCUAAAUGUUUUGCCCCUUGAGUCUGUCCACUUGACACUGUAUGCUGUCUCAAAUGUACUGUUUGUGGUCUUUGUUAGUAGCCAGCUAUUGGUUGGGAUUCCAAUUGAAUUAUUUAAAAAAAUAUAUAUAUAAAUAUAUAUAUAUUUGUGAAUAGUUUGCUGACAUUUUUAGAGCAUUAUGUGUGAAAGGGUAGCCGUAUACAGAAUAAAGACAAAAAAAAAAAAAAAGUACAGGCAAUGCCAGUGUUGCCCACCUUGUAAAUCAUGUGAACACCUUGUACUUAUUUAACAGUUUUGAAUACUUGAAGGAGAUAAAAACUUUCUUUGCAAGAA